Molecule: messenger RNA, 489 nt
Organism: Truncatella angustata
Lineage: Eukaryota; Fungi; Ascomycota; Sordariomycetes; Amphisphaeriales; Sporocadaceae
Product: vacuolar ATPase proteolipid subunit C
Exons: 4
Coding region: 1-489 (162 amino acids)
Biological process (GO): proton transmembrane transport
Cellular component (GO): proton-transporting V-type ATPase, V0 domain
Molecular function (GO): proton-transporting ATPase activity, rotational mechanism
Source: RefSeq, a predicted model, not a curated record
AUGGCCGUGUCCGAAGCGGCUCCCAAAUUCGCGCCAUUCUUCGGCAUGGCCGGCAUUGCAGCAGCCAUGAUCUUCGGGUGUAUUGGAGCAGCAUACGGAACGGCCAAGUCGGGUAUUGGCAUCGCUGGUGUUGGAACGUUCAGGCCAGAUCUCAUCAUGAAGUGUCUGAUCCCCGUUGUCAUGUCCGGUAUCAUCGCCGUUUACUCCCUCGUCAUCUCCGUCCUCAUCGCCGAAGACAUGCAGCCGCCGAGCAACCAGAGCUACACCUUAUUUAGCGGCUUCAUGCACCUGGCGUGCGGCAUCUCCGUCGGCAUGACAGGCCUGGCUGCUGGCUAUUGUAUCGGAAUCGUUGGUGACAAGGGCGUCCGCGCAUACAUGGAACAAUCAAGAGUCUUCGUUGGCAUGGUUCUGAUCCUCAUUUUCGGAGAAGUUUUGGGUCUCUAUGGACUUAUCGUGGCUCUUAUUCUUAACACCAAGACCAAGGGUUAA